Messenger RNA from Laetiporus sulphureus 93-53, 462 nucleotides. RefSeq lists its product as uncharacterized. NCBI's taxonomy places the organism in Eukaryota, Fungi, Basidiomycota, Agaricomycetes, Polyporales, Laetiporaceae. The transcript is spliced from 3 exons. The annotation marks the transcript as partial. The record is from RefSeq and is a predicted model, not a curated record.
CUGGUGAAUGAGCAUACAACAUUGCAAAGGCAUCUUCAAUCAGCUCACGAGGGAGAAAACCAUGCAUGGUGCAAUAACAAUGACUUCAUAUCGAUGCUGCCAAAGGACACAAAGCAUCACCAUGACGAAGCCAAUGUUUUAGAGCAAACAUGCCUUGACCCGCAUUUGGAAAAGCGACCACGCAAAGAGUACAUCGUGCUGUACUCUGAUGCACUCUUUCAUGAAGCAUCCAUUGAGUGGAUCAUAGCAACAGAUCAGCUGAUACAAGCUCUUGAACAUGCAUCAUUCAAGAAGAUGAUCGAUGUUGCAGCUUGCACAAUCAAUGGCGUUGAAAUUCCAAACUGCAAGCAGUCACACCAUCAAGUAAUUGACAUGUUCCACCAGCAGAUGAUGAAGCUGCGAGAACGAUUGACGGUACAUUUCCGCUUAACUUACUGUGGCCCCCUCGAGUCAUCGACAUAA